AUCCUUCGCUAUUCGCAAACCCUUCCACUACUCCUCGGGGGUGCGAAUCGCUCGCGCGGAGUUGAGAUCGUUGGAGCGAUAUAGGUAUCCGUUUCUUAUGAUCAGGUUACAGGUGCUUUGAGGAUUUGAGUAGGUGCUCAAUAUGGCGGAGGAGAACACAUCACAGAUGAAAGAGGAGGUGCCAGAGCUUGCACCUUUCGAUCCUACAAAGAAGAAGAAGAAGAAGAAGAACGUGGUGAUUCAGGACCCUGCAGAUGAGGUGGAUAAGUUGGCUGAGAAGACUGAGAAUUUAACAGUUGCUGAGUCUGGUGAGCCAAGCUUUGCUGGGAUGAAAAAGAAAAAGAAGAAACCAGUGGAAACUGAUUUCCUUAAUGAUGAGAAUGGGGAAACUGGAGAGGAUGUUGUUGAUGAACAAGUUGGAGAGGAUGAAGAAGGAGAGGGCAUCAUGUUGGGAGGGACGACCCGAUACCCUUGGGAAGGAACUGAUAGGGAUUACAAGUAUGAAGAGCUACUUGGUAGGGUCUUCAACAUACUGCGCGAGAAUAAUCCAGACCUUGCUGGAGACAGGCGGAGGACUGUUAUGAGGCCUCCUCAAGUUCUUAGAGAAGGAACAAAGAAGACUGUAUUUGUGAACUUCAUGGACCUAUGCAAGACGAUGCAUAGGCAACCAGAGCAUGUCAUGACUUUCUUGCUUGCUGAAAUGGGAACGAGUGGAUCUCUUGAUGGGCAGCAGAGAUUGGUUGUUAAGGGAAGAUUUGCUCCGAAAAAUUUUGAAGGCAUUCUGAGAAGAUACGUUAAUGAAUAUGUCAUAUGUAAUGGCUGCAAAAGUCCAGACACAAUUCUUUCCAAGGAAAAUCGUCUAUUCUUCCUCCGUUGCGAACAGUGUGGUUCUGCACGAUCUGUUGCACCUAUCAAAGCUGGUUUUGUUGCGCGUGUCGGUCGUCGCAAGGCUGGAACAUAAACGUCCUUUCUGCAUACAGCUUAUCGACUGUCGCCAAAGAUUUUGAAGUGAAAUGGAGUGGCCUUACCUUCUGCAUGUUGUGUUUGUGUUUGCUUACAGUUUUGUGCUUAAGUUUUGCUGUACUCUAUUCUCAAGGAGACUUAAUGGUGCUUACAUUUUCUUUCUUUAGUGAUCCUUAAUAACGGUAUGCUACAUUUUUUUUUGACUAUUUCAUCAAAACCGAUAAGCUAAAUAUCAAAUCAAUUACCUACCUUUGUACUACUGAGAAAAACAAAGUCUGGGUUUACUCCCGUAA
This is a messenger RNA of Ananas comosus (pineapple), 1256 nucleotides long. Its product is annotated as eukaryotic translation initiation factor 2 subunit beta. Gene Ontology annotation, cellular component: eukaryotic translation initiation factor 2 complex. Gene Ontology annotation, biological process: formation of cytoplasmic translation initiation complex; formation of translation preinitiation complex; translational initiation. Bases 143 to 961 code for a protein of 272 amino acids. The transcript is spliced from 10 exons. The record is from RefSeq and is a predicted model, not a curated record. NCBI's taxonomy places the organism in Eukaryota, Viridiplantae, Streptophyta, Magnoliopsida, Poales, Bromeliaceae. Gene Ontology annotation, molecular function: translation initiation factor activity; mRNA binding; translation initiation factor binding.